Danaus plexippus (monarch butterfly) is the source of this 6738-nucleotide messenger RNA. RefSeq lists its product as uncharacterized. Bases 1064 to 6652 code for a protein of 1862 amino acids. The record is from RefSeq and is a predicted model, not a curated record. The transcript is spliced from 3 exons. NCBI's taxonomy places the organism in Eukaryota, Metazoa, Arthropoda, Insecta, Lepidoptera, Nymphalidae.
CUAAGUCACAUUUUCUAAUGAAAUAAUGGAUUUGUCAAAAAAAUAACUUUUUUAGGCUCCACUCAAUUAUAAAAGUGACUAGACAUGGAAUCGAAAAUUAUCAGAAGUUAAAAAAAAAUAAUCCUAAUUUUAGUCAAUCCUCGUUGCAACUAAAACAACAUGUCAUAUUUUAAAUUAAAUUACAAAAUAUGAAUAUUUGUAAGGAUUUACGAUCUGAUAGCUUUGUGUAAGUUAGUCCUCUCUCCAAUGUUAUGAGUUCCGCGUAAGAUUUCAUAAAUUUAUUACCUAUGGAAAGUAUACGCAACAUCAAGGACAAAAUAAAAUCAUGCGUGUCUUGCACGGAAGACCUGUGUCCUAUUAUCAAGGAGAGACUCGAACGCCAUAUACAAACCCACAACUCGAGCACCAAUCAAGAAAAAGUCCAAUACCAAAAAUUUCGAAAAUUUUCUGGAACGGAGAGCAUAAGCAACGACUUGACGAUGAGCUCUGAUGAACAGACAUCAACAACAGAUCUCAGAGAAAAGGGGUCAGAAAGAACUCCCAAAGAUUUGUUAUAUAGAGAAGGUCUCAAAAAUGUAAUCUUUGAAUGGGCUAAAAACUUGCCGCGAUAUUCAAAUGCAAGUUCAGAAAAUAUAAAACAGAAUAUUGUCAAUGAUCUUAUAGAAAAGUUAAAUAAAAUGCAUUCUGAAGUAGAAGAAGAUUAUUAUGAUACAAAACUGUCAAUGGAAAUAAAUAAAUUUAUAGAUUCAUUACCGAUGUUGUCUAGAUUAUUAGAAAAUAAAGAAUAUUUGGACCAACUAAAACAAGUACUUGUAGAGAAAAUCUAUAAUUUGAAUAAUAAUAUCAAUUUUCAUACUACAGCAGGAAACAAAGCCCAGAGAAGUAAAAGUAAUCUAAAAGACAAGGCUUCUAAUACUCAGGAAUAUUAUACAGCAAUAGAGGAUUCGGACAACCGUAGAAGCCUUUCCAAAAUUUACCCUUUUUACAAGAAAACGAUUCAAGAACCUAAUGUGAAAAUUAACAACAACAAAAUACCAAACUUGAAAAUAAUAUUUAUAAAGAAAUGAUAUUUAAUUGGAUCGAGGACAUUCACAGGAACUUAGACAAAAAUGAAAAGAUGAUGAUGACUGACGCUCUCACCAAUCGUUUAAAAGAAUUGUUACAUUCCAAAACUACAUCAAAUUAUAAACUGAUGCUCAAAGCUGAAAUAUUUAAUUUUUUAAAUGAUUAUGCAGACAAGUUAUUUUUGUCUCCUGAAAACUACACAUAUCUUAAUCGAUUAUCAGAAAAAAUUGCCGUUAAAUUACUGAGCGUCAAAUUCAGUAACGAAGAAGUUUAUUCAAUGUCUUAUACUUCCUGUUUCAAAGAAUGUCCUGACGAUAUGAGCCCUUGGAAUUGUGAACAAGUAGAUCCCUAUCAACAUAUAGUACAAGAAAUUGUUAGGGGGCAAUUACAAAAAUUUAAUAUUUCAACUUCUAUCGCAACAGACAUUAUAAACAUUAUCUUGAAAAACAUUAAGUUUAUUUGCCUGCGCCAAGAUUACUACGUAGAAAUACACAUAUUCAAUAUUCUAAAAUUUUGUACUGACCUGUCAGACUACAACAUUUCCACUUUGACUAGUAAUAUUUUAGAUCAAAUAAGAACUGAAGCCACUGGUAAAUAUCUGACAGCAUACAAUUUUGUCUGCUUUAAUAACAAUGGGAUGACUCGAACACAAAGUUUUAUUUCUGUCUACAAAUCCGAACAAGAAAUUCGUGGACCUAACACCUUGCUACCCACUUUAAAAAGAAAAUUAAGUGCAAACAGUAAUCAGCAAAUAACAAUGGAAGAAAAAAAAUAUGUUAAUAGAAUAUCGCAGGUAUUAAAGGCUUGGGUCAACGUUUUGCCUAUCGAAGGCUCUAAAUUGGAAAAAAAGAAAAAUGAAAACACUAUCAUUAAUAAUCUCGCUUACGACAUCUUAGAUCAAGUUAAGUUAGAACAGUUGGUUCCGGAGACCAGAGUUGAAAAAGACAAAUUUUUAUCAUUUUUUAUCAACAGGUGGCUCAACAGAUUAAAUUGGUUUCAUAAUAUAGCUGACGCACAACCAUACGUUGAAAAUUUAAUACAAGAGCUGAAAAAGGUUUCUCUUCCAACUUUUUCUAAAACCAACAAUAAAAAAUAUGCAAAGAAAACGCAAAUAUCGUCCGGAUCUAACGAAAUGUCUCCUAUUGAUAAGAAUGCAAUUGAAAAUGAAGAACCUUAUGGUCAGCCUUUAAAGCUCCAAGCGAUAUUAAAGGAAUUCAUUUCCAAAUAUAUUGAGCACAAUUAUGAUGAAGAUAACGCUCUGACUAGAGAAGUGUUUGGCCAUAUUUUAAAAAAGGAACUGCAGAAGUUAAGUACACCAAGCAGACGAGAAGUCUAUACUAACUUAAAUAAUAAGGAGGAUGACAAUUUAGCUUUUGAUAAUUUAUAUAAUGAAUUACAGUUCAUUAAUAUUAUAUCGGACUGGCUCAAAGAACUUCCAUUAGAAGGUUCUUUCAAUGUGUCUGGCAAUGAAGACCGUGCGCAGUGGAUUAUUGAUUUAGCAAAAAUAAUUAAUGAAAUCGAAAAAAGUAAUUCUCAAUCCAAAGAUUUUCAGCAACAACUUAAAUCAAGAAUUAUGCAAUGCACAGAAGUGUUGCCUAUAGAAGAUCUGUAUAAAGAGAACAUGUCCACUUUUAUCGAUAUUUUAAUCAGUAAUAUAGAUGAACUUCAUUCUUCUCCCCAAUGCUGUGCAUUUGCAAAUGAAACAGGUUUGUCUUUAAACAUUAGCAGUGUCCCAGACCACAAUAUAAGUGACUUUAUCGAGGAGUACAUACGAGAUAAAAGCGACGUCAUCGGCGACGAUGAGCUGAAACUUGAUGCCUGCUCCUUAAGAAUUUACAAAGAAGUGGAUAAUAUGGCCAAGGAUAAUCCUACCAGCCUAAGCACGUCUCAAGUAUAUAACAGACUCUCAGAAAUGUCGCAACCAAGUGUAGAAUUAGGCAAACGCUUCAAUGUUAAACUCAAUUAUGCUAAGGAGGUAAGUAACUGGUUGAAUAAUUUACCAUUGCUGGCAAUCGAGGAUACAAAGGACGUAAUUAUUACAAUGAUAAGCAAUUUAGCUGAAAAAAUGACUGAAAGAUGGCAAAUAAAAAAUGUUGAUUCAAAUAAUAGUCAAGUCGAUGAUAAAUUAAAAGAUUAUAUAAGGACAUGGAUUAAAGAAUUACCGCUGGAUCCCAAAAAGGAUAUUGUGCUGCCCGUUGUUGUUCAACAAAUUUGGAAUAGGAUGGAAAAAGUUAAUAAAGGUAUAGAUAAACCCUGUGCGGUCCUAGCGGGAGCUACGGAAAACUCAAAAUCCAUUUGCGAAUCUCUUUCUCCAUGCUGUAAAAGAAAUCCUUUAACAAACGAUUUUGAAAAACUUGACCCUGGUACAGAAAUUGUUGAAGCAAUUGAGGGUUGGUGCAACAAUUUACCAAUUCAUCUUGAUAACAUUUCUAUGGAACGCACUUUAAAAGAAGAAUUUAGUACAAGACUUUAUAAGAAAAUUAAUGAACUGAACAAAAUUCCUGAUUGUUUUAACAAUAACAUUACUUAUCUGCAGAUGUUAGAAGAAGAAAUAGAUUCAGGUUUAAACGAUCUGCCACAAAAUCCUCAACUUCAGCAUUCAAGACAAAUGUUGAAAAGACAAUUAUUGAAUAAAGUUAAUGAAAAUAGAAACGUGAUGAGAGAGAAGACAGCUGGCUUGAAAUAUAGACAGGAACUAGAAAAAACUAUUGAAAUUUCCUUACCUAAUCCUGUUUUUUUCCAUCAAAAAGACUGUCCCGGUUUUAAUAUUUAUAAAAGUCUGUUAGCACAAUUGUUUAUUUUGGAAAAUUUUGAUCACGCUCAUGAUGAUUUUAAAAUUAAUUGCAUCAGAAAAAUACGAAAUAAAAUUGAUAAUCAUUUUGAAAACGUGGAAAAUAUUAAUUCUGUGUCAUUAACUAAGGACAAGUUGUUUAAUCAACUGUACGGCUCUCUAUUCUCUGUCCCAGUUCCAAAUGAAAACUCAAUUGCAAGAGAAGUUGAAGAAAUUAAAACUCGCUGUGUCAUUGACGUUUGGUUUGAAAGUUUACCUAUUAGAGAAGCUGUUGGCAUUGAGGAAUUACUUCAACGUGAACAAAUUAUAUCCAUGUUAGCUAAAAGAAUACAUGCAUUCGAAAAAAAUUGCGAGAACCCUAAUGAUAAAAUCAAUAAAGAAAUAAAUAAAUGGCUGAUGAAAUUACCAAUAUUACCAGAUCAUGAAAAUAGCUUUGAUAAAUUAACAAAUGCACUUUUACAAGGACUUAUUUUAUCCAAGAAAGAAAGGGCAUGUAAACUGUCUGACCGAAAUGUGACUCUCGAAAAUUUUUUAUUAGAUAAAGAUAAUAAUAAAGGGAACUUAGCUACAAGCCAACUAGCUGGACCGAGCAGCGAAGGGAAAUUGUGGUUCAGUCCAACUUCAUCAUCGUCACCUAAAAUUCCUCGAAGUUGUUGUAAAAAAGGGGGGAAACCUACUGACCUUCUCCUGGAAGUCAUAGAAAAGUGGUGUCAACAAUUACCACUACCAGAAAAUAGUCAACAGGAUAAAGAUAAUGCAAAAACAAUAAGAGACAGUCUUGUUGUAAGAUUAAUAAUUAAAAUUAGUGAAUUAAACUUAAACUUGGAAGCAUUUGAGAAUGAUCUUCUCUAUGAUUCACUGCUUGAUGAUGAAAUAGAAGAUCUAAUGUCUACAUUACCCGCUUCGGUUGAACUACAACAAAACAAAAUUUUCUUAAUAAAACAAUUCAAAGAAUCUAUAAAAUCUAUCAAACCCCUAAUCAAGAACGAGAAAGCACGUUAUGAAUAUAAACAGGUUCUUAAAAAUACUGCGGAUGAAAUUUUAGAACCACCCCGAAAUGUACCUACUACAAAAGGCGCUUUGCUACGAACAUUGAGAGAUGAAAUUGUUGAUGAUUUUAUUGUCUACAAUUUUUCUAAAGGAAAUGAAAACAAUCGUGAUGUAUAUAAAAUAAUGUUACAGAGAGUUGUGCAAAGAUAUUUUUUUGAGAAAAAAAGUAUGUCUAAUGACGCUGAAUCUGAUCCAUUAACGAAAGGAAAUCAACUGAUGAAUGAGUUGUCUAAAGUACCAACACCGAGUGAUGACGCUAUAUUAGACGAAGUAAAUGAAAUCCUAAUGAAAUUUGAAGUGAAUGUUUUUUUUAAAGAAUUACCCAUCGCUGAAGUCGAAAGUAAGCUACCAUUACAGAGCCAAGUGAAAUACAGUUUAGCUAAACGAUUGAGUGAUUUUAAAAAAGAUGGUUUUAAAAAUAAUCAUCAAGAAAUUAAAAAUGAAAUAAUAAAAAGUCUGCAUAAAGUACUAGAUGAAAUCGAUCCUCAAAAAGUUGAUGCAUUUAUCAAAAGGUUGGAAACGACGGAAAAUCCAAAAUUUCCUCAGAUAUUCUCCUCCAGUAAUCAAAAUAUGAGUUUUCCGAAUGAUUAUGUUUUUAGAAAUGAUAAUCCUAUGAGUAUAAAUAAUCAAAAUGGCGCAGAACAAGUUGCAAACAAGGAAAAUGAUGUGGAUCAAAAAUGGAUGUCAUUAUUAACAGGAACAUCUGGAGCGAUAGGUUCGAACUACCAUGGCACCAUACAACCCACAAACUAUAGAAAAAGUACAGACAAUAUUGUGAGUCCUCGAGCACCAGGACAAGAUUUUGAUCAUAGCCUCAAUCAAUCAGAAUCGAGUUACAAAAAAAUCUGUGAGGGAGGAGUUUUAACUUCCUCAGUAAUGAGAAAGAAUGAAACCAUUCAGAUUAUACCCAAUGCAAAUGGUGAAGUCAGUAAUUUAAGACCGAACCAAUAUUUAGGUGGCUCCGUUGGUUUAAAAAGAGACAUCCCUAACACUGCAGAUACAAACCAAAUCAUGCCCAGAAUCACUAACAGCCUUGGCCAGGAUUUACAACCGCUUGAUAAGGAUUCCAUCCAACAAGGGGGUCUGGGAGCAAACUUGCGACAGUCCAACUUAUCAAUACGACCGCAAUGUCCAAAUUCUUGUGCCCAACAGACGGAUGUAGGUCAAGAACUGGCAAUACCAUGUCAAGCUCUAUCUAAUCAGAGCGGCCAACAAUCAAGAUACACGUGUAGUGAUUGUUGUAGAAAUCAAAAGUUUCCUGAUGCCCAAAAAUAUACCUUCAACUCAUUCCGUCCAUCAUCGCAAUUCACUUCAGAGAAUAAAGUAGUCACACAACAACAGCCAUGCAGGCCGUUAUCAUUAUUAGACCGAGAGUCAUCUAAACAAAAUGUAGACGAAAUCUCAAUACGCAGUCUGCCGCAGGACUCGUUGUCUCAAUUCUCUCAGAAUUCGUCACAAGCUUACAGUAGAUGCAACAAAAAUUGCCGCAGACCGUCUAUUGUAUUACUAAGUCCUCCUUAUACAGAUUCUAAUAAUCUAGCGAUAGAGGACGGGAAGAAGCCGCAAGCUAAUUUGGAACCAAUAACAGAUGAAAAUGAAAGCAGAUGUUCAUGUAUCAGCAAAAGCAGGAAGCAAUGUCGAGGCAGUCCCCUCUGUCCCGUCCACAUGCGGAAACAGUGCAGAGUAUGCAACAGACCGAGUCCCUUCCGUUGUAUGGGACCUUACCGCCGCUAUUAUGGUUUCUAGAUAUUCACAGGGAAGCGGAAGUUACAUUUCAAUAUGAUAUAAAUAGUGAAGCUAAUAGUAAACAAAGUUGCAACGUGGAAAAUAAA